This is a messenger RNA of Trichoderma atroviride IMI 206040, 2199 nucleotides long. The record is from RefSeq and is a predicted model, not a curated record. Lineage: Eukaryota; Fungi; Ascomycota; Sordariomycetes; Hypocreales; Hypocreaceae.
AUGUCCCUCCCAAACCCCCGCAGAAGGGCUCCGGUGACUCGCCCGGGAACCGACUGCGAACAUGAUCUUUCUCUUAAGACCUCUGUCAUCCUUCGCAAGGGUGCCACCUUCCACUCUCCUACCUCUCCCACUUCUUCCAACGACGACUUUGUUCCUCCUCGGCUUGAGAGAUCCCAAUCAGACUUUGAUGAUGUCGUCGAUGCCAGCCGGCGUCGCAUUGCCCUGACUCUGAACGACAUCGACGAGGCCCUCUCCCAGGCAAAGGACCUCUCCCUGUCCGACAAGAGCACUCGAAGCCAGACCCUUCGGGACACAAGUUUGCCUGUUCCUCGAGGCUUCCUCGAGAUGCCUGUUGUCGACCCCGCCAUGGAGCGACGCGUUCUGCGCCCUCGCUCUGUUCGACUCUCACGAAACCAUGCCUCUGACAGCGGCAUUGGCAGCUCGGCCGCCUCCAUCAACGAAAAGGCCGCUGCCACAGACUCUACCAAGAAGCCCCAGGUGUCCGCCCUGACCAGGUCGGCUGCCUCUAGCACUACCAAGAUGCUUCCCACCCUCAGCCCUCGGGCCAUCAAUCGCAUCCGCGAACACACUCUCCGUCCUCUUUUGGAGAAACCUACACUCAAGGAUUUUGAGCCCAUUAUUCUGGAUGUGCCUCGACGCAUUCGAUCCAAGGAAAUCAUUUGCCUGCGGGAUCUCGAGAAGACCUUGAUCUUCAUGGCACCGGAGAAGGCCAAGUCCGCCGCCUUGUACCUUGAUUUCUGCCUCACGUCCGUCCGAUGCAUCCAGGCGACUGUCGAAUACUUGACCGACCGCGAACAAAUCCGGCCCGGCGACCGACCUUACACUAACGGAUACUUCAUCGACUUGAAGGAGCAAAUUUACCAGUAUGGCAAGCAGCUCGCUGCCAUCAAGGAAAAGGGCAGCCUUGCCGACGACAUGGAUAUUGACCAAUCUGACGAGGUCCGACUCUACGGCGGCAUCGCUGAGAAUGGCCGUCCUGCUGAGCUUGUCCGCAUCAGAAAAGACGGCACCGCCAUUUCAAUGGCCACUGGAAAGGUAAUCGACAUGGCCGAAUCCCCCGCACCCAUGAAGCGCUCCCUGAGCCAACAGCGCGAGGACGAGGAAGAGAUCAUGCGGUCCAUGGCCCGCCGGAAGAAGAACGCCAGCCCGGAAGAGCUGGCUCCCAAGAAGUGCCGCGAGCCUGGCUGCACCAAGGAGUUCAAACGCCCCUGCGACCUCACCAAGCACGAGAAGACUCACUCUCGUCCCUGGAAGUGCCCCUUCUCCACUUGCAAGUACCACGAUUAUGGCUGGCCCACCGAGAAGGAGAUGGACCGCCACAUCAACGACAAGCACUCCGAUGCCCCUGCCAUGUUCGAGUGCCUGUUCAAGCCCUGCCCCUACAAGUCGAAGCGUGAGUCAAACUGCAAGCAGCACAUGGAAAAGGCCCACGGCUGGACCUAUGUCCGCACCAAGACCAACGGCAAGAAGGCCCCCAGCCAGAACGGCUCUGUCGCCCAGCACACUCCUCCUCUGGCCAGCGUCUCUACUCCUUCUACCACCCCGACCUACAGCGUCUCCACGCCUCCACAGGAGGGCACUCAGAUCAUGACCAAUGAUUUCCCUCUUUACCCCGCCGAGUCGGACUGGCUUGCCACCUACGGCAUGCAGCCUGAGACCAUUGAUGCCAUGGACCUUGCUCUCGAGAAUCCUUCUCCUUCUUCUGCAGCAUCCUCAUACGAGCAGUACCCACCCUACCAGAACGGCUCCACCUUCAUCAUCAACGAUGAGGACAUUUACGCUGCCCACGUCCAGAUCCCUGCUCAGCUCCCCACCCCCGAGCAAGUCUACAGCAAAAUGAUGCCUCACCAGAUGCCAAUCUACCACACCCAGCCACAGCCCUGUGAUACCAUCCCCGCCAUGGCGCAGCAGCAGGAGUUCUCUCCCAAUGCACAGCAGAAUGCAGUUCUCUACACACCAACCUCACUACGUGAAGUCGAUGAGGGUUUUGAUGAGUCCUUUGCUUCUGACGGCGCCGACUUCCAACUGUUCCCGGCGUCACUAGACAAGACUGCCGUUUUCCAGUCUCUCUUUACAGAGAUGCCAAGUGCCAACCUGGGCUUCUCCCAGGCUACACAGCCAGACAUUUUCCAACAAAUGGAUUGCUGGAACCUUGACUACCAGGGAUUCCAAGAAUAA